Messenger RNA from Naegleria lovaniensis, 2757 nucleotides. RefSeq lists its product as uncharacterized. The coding region runs from base 1 to 2757 and encodes 918 amino acids. The record is from RefSeq and is a predicted model, not a curated record. The transcript is spliced from 2 exons. Lineage: Eukaryota; Heterolobosea; Eutetramitea; Acrasida; Naegleriidae.
AUGAGCCCACCACCACCACCGCUGCCACCACUGCUACUUCGAAAGUACUGCUUUCUCUGUGCUCAUUGGUUAUAUAUCUUUGUGGUGAGUCUACUCUUUAUUGCAGGAACAUCCAAUUCCUCCAAUACUCCUUCUUCACUCAUUUUCGACUCUAAAGAUGUCCUUCCAUUCAAUUCCACCUCUCUGACCAUCAUCAAUAUCCCAUCCUUUUAUACGGUCCUCAUCAAUAAACUCUCCUUUAUAGAGACCACUAACCAUACGUCUUCAUCAACGAAUGAUGGUAGAAUUGACCACUUUUUACAUGAUUUUGCAUCCUUUGUCACUGAUACUUCCUUUUACAUGCAAUGCAUAACAGCACAUACCUCAUAUUAUUUGAAUCCAAAAUUCAAUGCCUCUCAAGUCGAAAUAUUACAACCAUUUCUCUCCAAUAAUUCCAAGGUGUGUUCCUCUCCCAAUUCCAUUUACAAAGAUUUAAUGCCUCUAGAUACCUAUCAUUAUUCAUACCUUGUACUGGGAAAAUCUCCAACUAUAAUGUUUUCACCUGUGAACAUGAUGGAACCUUUACUAGUCAUUUUGAAAAAUUCAAUAGUGAGCAAAACAUCACGUCUUUCAGCUUGGAAUUUUGCUUUUCAUGAUACGUUUGCGUAUGAAUCCAUGUAUGAAAAGCCAUCUUCUUUCCAAUAUGUGAAGGAUAUUGAAAAGAUUGAUCCAAAUGCACGAGAAGAGAUGAUUGAAUUUUUAGAACAACUAAUAGACAAUGAUUUAAAGACCUUUGAAAGAGUAUACAAUAUUUAUUUAACCUAUGGCAUUGGAUUGGGAUUUUCCGCAAUGAACAAUAACAUCUCUAACAUAGUGUACUUGGAAAAUUCAACUGCUUCGUUUUGUCAUCCAAUAUUUCAAAACAAAACUGAAAGAAGUAAUUAUCAUGAAGCUUUGCAUCGUAUCGACGCCUAUUUGUAUUAUUAUGUGAAAUUCAAAAAUAAUGCUGAUAAUAAUCAAUCAAUAUUUGACAAUGGAAGUACAGACUUUUCAAAAUAUCAAUUUAAGUCAAGCUUUCAUGAUCAUAUGGAUAUGAAUGUAGAUUUUUCGUUUUACUAUGAAGCCACUCGAAGAUCAGUAUUUAAGGGAAAGUUCAAUACCUAUCUUUCUGCCUUAUUCAACGCUUCCACAAUUCAUUCUAUUCAACAAAUUCAGAUUUACAAUUUAACACUCAAAGAACUCUACCACUUGUAUAAUUCUCUGAAUUCACGCCAUUUAGUGGGUGUGUUUCAAGCCAUGGUCCAUCCAGCAUGUUUUACCUAUUACAACGAUUAUGGUGAAAUUUAUAGAAUUAUUGGUGAUAGCCUCUUUGAAAUUGUUGCCAACGAUGUGGUUUAUUUUUCAAUGGUUGUCAUUGGCAUCUUGAUAUAUUUGGCAAAUAUUAUUAGUUAUAUUUUCAAAAGCUCUCUAUUUAUUAAGAAGAGAAUAUUUCUACCUCUGGUUGGUCCCUUAGCAUUGAUUUUACUGAGCUUGUGUUUCACAUUUGCAAUUCGAGCAAAAAUGGGUGCUUUGGGAUUUUGGAUUCAAAUGGUCAUUGUUUCUGGACCAGCUCCUCUCCUCAUUGGAUCCUAUUGGGUGUCCUUGUGUCGAUUUGCGUACCUGAAAAAUCAACGCUUCUUCAAAAAGAAAAGAAAACCUUCGAACUCAGUGGCAAGUUGUAAAACUCCUCUCAUAUUGAAAAGUUGCUUCACAUCAUCCUGCUGUUCUGUACUUCUCUCAUGUGUUUCGACCUUAAUUCUAUUUCUUAUUUGCUUAAUUCCUAUUUCAGCUUCUAGUAUUGCGUUCAUUCUAGCAUCCAUUACAACACCUCAUGAAGUGUUUAUCAUAUUAUUUGCUUUAGAAGUUGGAUUUAUGUUACUUUUUGCUGGAAUGUUCUUUCUCUUUGAUUUAACAACCUCUGGAUACAGAACUAUUCGGCAAAAAGGAUUAUCCUACUACUUGUUCUUUGAUGAUCCUUUUUACUAUCGAGUGGACAUUCUGUUGAUGAGUAUCAUGUUGCUGAGUGUCAUUCCUCUUUGUGUUGGAUCCUUUCAAGAUUCAUUUCCUUUCUUUUUAGUAAGAAAGGUAGCCUCUGUCAUGUACUUUAUAUGUUUUUACUUUGUCAUUGGAGGAACUGUAACGUUUGCGUAUUGGUGGAACAAAUUGAGAGGAACCAAAUUAUACAAUUAUUUGUGCUGCUCUGGAUCUUCUACAACUGCUAGUACUCCACCUCAGAAUGAUUUGGAAUUGAAUUUGAUGGACUCAUCCUUUAGAGAGAUGUUUCGUGCUUAUAGUAUCAAUGAAUUUUCAUUAGAAAACUUGUUAUUGUAUGAGGAGAUGGAAUUUCUUGUUAGGAAAGGAAAAUGUAGUGAACAAGAAGUUGAGAAAAUAUAUUCGAAAUAUAUUGAAAGUAGAUCUGAACAUGAAGUGAAUUUACCAUCAGAUGUCAAGAAGCAAUAUGUUGCGUUAAUGAACGAAUUUAAGCAAGAGGAUCCAGCGCUUUAUCGACGUCAGACGCUUCAACAAGGUGAUUCCAAAGAAAUGGAGGUGGUAGUGGAUAUGAGUGUUUCAUCUGCUUCAGAUCUCUCUCAAACGAUUGCGACAAACUCUAAAAGGAAUGGAUAUAUUUCACCUUCUAAAUUGCAAGAUAUUUUGAUGUUUGAGGUGGUGAAAAACAUGUCUGAUACAUAUUCCAGACUUGAAUUAACUUUAGAAUUUAAGUGGGUUGUCCCUCUAUAA